Molecule: messenger RNA, 1242 nt
Organism: Closterium sp. NIES-67
Lineage: Eukaryota; Viridiplantae; Streptophyta; Zygnematophyceae; Desmidiales; Closteriaceae
Source: the annotation of a GenBank genome assembly
AAUAUGUCGAGUGGGCCCGUGGCCUGUCGUUUUCGGUAGCUACUUACGCCCCACCGCGAGCCAGUCCCUUCUCGCGCUAUGUGAGUGCAGACUUCAGUGUGGCGGCCAACCAGCAGGACUCGUGGCGCAUCCGCGAUUUCCACACCUGGGACUCCGUGCCCUUCCUCGGCUGGCCUGUUAAGAACCAGGACGAUUGCAAUGCCUGCUGGGCGUAUGCGGUGGUGGCGAGUGUGGAGGCAGCCUACGGCAUUGCAAGGAAUCAGAUGGCUCCCCAGCUGUCAGUGGAGUCACUCUUUGCAGCCAUGGGGCUCACCGACACAGACAAGUGCACGGCUGGGGGCUCCCCCACCGAGGCCUUUGAGAAGCUGGUCACUCUUGAUGCCGGCACUGCACUUACAGGGGACACAGACCCGGCAACAAGGUAUCCAGUGCAUGCUUUUGAGCGCACGCAGUUCAAGGGGUACGUGGGGCUCAUGCUGGCAGUGCAGUGCCAGCCAGUGGUGGUUCACAUCGAGGCCUCUGCUGCAACGUUUGUUGGCUAUGAUGGGACGUUGAAAUACCAAGAUCUCAACUGCUACACUGGCAGUCUGAACCAUGUUGUACUCGUUAUUGGCUACUUCAUUAUAAGAAAUGAUGGCAGCCAGAAUCGCAUUGCUCCUCCGUUUUGGAUCAUCCGCAACUCGUGGGGAGUGGAGUGGGGCGACAGGGGCCACAUGCGCAUGGACAUUCAGGGAGGAGAUGGCGUGUGUGGCAUCAACGCGCUGCCUGGCAUCUACCCCAUUGUCAAGAUUCCAGAAGACCCGUGUGGCCAAAACAGCUACUGGGGCGAUGGGGAUUUGCAGCCCAGUAUGAACCCGUGCGGCCGGUUUGCAUGCGAGGCGACUACAGACAGCGGCAAUAACUGCAGCUGCAGUAUUCCUGGAGGUGCCACGCAGUCUUUUGUGGAGGUUGGAAAUGGAAAUGUUUCCAAAACAUGUGCUUAUGUGGACGUGUGUGGGUCGUACUUCAAGAACCCCUGCUACGUGGGCGCGUGCAUCAACGAUGGCAAGGGCGCCUACUCCUGCAUCUGCCCUCCAAAUUACAUCGAGAGCAAAACUGUUGACGACUUCCCCACCUGUGAUCCAGCGUUUUACUCGUCGACAAUCUUGGCUUCAAUUUAGUGUCAACUCUUCAACUCUUGAAGAAGAAAAUCCGCACGGUCGGAAACUGCACGACACAGGAGCAAGAGUUAAUACAUGACGU